AUUGAAUGACAGUAUAAAUGUCAACUACGCAUGUUUAUUACUCCUUCCUUUACUACUCUAUUUCUAAUUCAGUUACUUGAUUACGAUACGAGUGAUAAGAGCGUAGAUGAAUUUAUAUUAAUUGUUAUCAACUUAAUCAUUCAGUAUUUAGUCAUACCAUGUGCGUGUUACAUCGUUAAUGUGAUUUUUUGUUAAUUUAAAUUUCGCUUUUACAAUGGCGGGUAUUUUAUCCCUGGUUUGGUUUAUUGGUUCAGUUUUAGUAACGCCGUUUUUGGUGAUUUUAUUAUGUAUUGUAUUUCUUGCCUCUAUUGGAAAGUCAUUAGGUGUUAGAAGACUUUAUGUUAAACUUCUUUUAAUCAUAUUUGAGUAUGGUCGUGCAAACAUUGAAACCGCUCAAAAACAAGCACACCGAAAUGAAGACAGCGACGACGAUGAAAUCACUGCCCCCAACAACAACACCGCCGAUGAACUCAAAGACAAACUUAUCAAGCCGCCAAAUGGCAUUAAAAAACCCAACAAUGGCUACGUGCCAAACGAUAAUUCGGUUAUAAGCAGAGAUGAUAAAUUGAUUUUGUUGCCCGAACCUUUGCAGAAAAAGGACGAAAGUGGAGAGAUAACCGAAACUAAGGAUGAAUACAAGGAAUAUUAUUUGAGCAGUAUUUUUGAUUAUUUGAAAGCCGGUAUGGAAGCCAUCAUCGAAGAUCAAGUCACGUCGAGGUUUGAAGCUGAAGAAUUAAAGAAUUGGAAUUUAUUGAUUCGCACCAAUCGGAGAUACGAAUUUAUAUCAUGGAAACUUACCGCGAUAUGGGUGUGCGGAUUUUUCGUCAGAUAUUUCUUCCUGUUUCCGUUGAGAGUCACCAUUUGCUUUUUUGGGUGCGUUUGGAUGGUGGGCUUGACGCCAUUGUUGGGCGCCUUACCCGAUAGUUCCUUCAAACGGUGGAUCAACUCGAAAGCCUACAUAAUAGCCUUCCGCAUUAUGGCCCGUUCCCUAACUGGCGUAAUUCGCAUUCAUAAUAAGCAAUACAUGCCUAAGAAGGGUUCCGUGUGUGUAGCAAACCACACCACCCCUUGCGAUGUUGUUAUUUUAUCCACAGAUAAUUGUUACUCGUUGAUUGGCCAAAGUCACGGCGGCUUUUUGGGCAUUUUGCAGCGAGCUUUGGCUCGCGCCUCCCCACAUAUCUGGUUCGAGAGAUCCGAAGUUAGAGAUCGUCAUGCAGUAGCAAAUAAAUUGAAAGAGCACGUGUCCAACCCCAAAAAUCCUCCCAUAUUGAUUUUCCCCGAAGGCACUUGUAUUAACAACACGUCCGUAAUGCAGUUCAAGAAAGGGAGUUUUGAAGUUGGUAGUGUUAUCUAUCCUGUGGCCAUAAAAUACGAUCCACGUUUCGGCGAUGCUUUUUGGAAUAGUAGUAAAUACUCAAUGAUGCAAUAUUUGUAUAUGAUGAUGACCAGUUGGGCCAUCGUUUGUGAUGUUUGGUAUUUACCACCGAUGCAACAGGAAGAGGGCGAGAGUGCUAUAGAUUUUGCAAAUCGGGUCAAAAGUGUGAUAGCUAAACAGGGAGGGUUGGUUGACCUGGUCUGGGAUGGUCAACUCAAACGUACAAAACCAAAGAAAGAGUGGCGCGAACGGCAACAAGAAGAGUUCAGUAAACGACUUAAAAUAGAAUAGGCCGUUGUAUUAUCGGCGCGAUUUUAAUUCUGUUAUUCAUUUUUUACACAAAAACCAUCUAGUCUCAUAAUUUUUCAAUCUGUUUCAUCGUGAUAGAAGUAGAUAUUAGAUUCACUUUAGCGUUAUUAUGAAUUGCGUAAUUAGAGUAAUUUGAAGUACAUUUUUUGGCCUAAAUGUUGUUUGUUUGAUGCUUCAAAGUCUUCAAGUUGCUCAUAUCAGUGUCAAAAUUUCAUGUAAAAAUGCAGAAUGUAUUUGACAAUAUAAAUGAACUGAAUAUUAUUUUGUCCACAAAAAGCUUCAAAGUGUUACACAGUACUGGAAAUGCAUUUAUUUGUUAUAUUUUUUUUAUAUUGAGGAAGACUUAUUAUUGAGAAGAGGCCUUUAUGUAACUGUAUAAAAUGUAUAUUUGGCUACGAUUUUUUUAGUAGUACUAAGUUUUAGUAUUUAUUACAGUGUAAAUAUAAUUGUACAUUAUAGUUUUUGUAUUAUUACUUGUAAUAAAUACAGAUUUACUUUUUUUCUA
Messenger RNA from Tribolium madens (black flour beetle), 2189 nucleotides. It is a transcript of the gene Gpat4, whose product is annotated as glycerol-3-phosphate acyltransferase 3. Bases 215 to 1666 code for a protein of 483 amino acids. Gene Ontology annotation, biological process: triglyceride biosynthetic process. The record is from RefSeq and is a predicted model, not a curated record. Gene Ontology annotation, cellular component: endoplasmic reticulum. NCBI's taxonomy places the organism in Eukaryota, Metazoa, Arthropoda, Insecta, Coleoptera, Tenebrionidae. Gene Ontology annotation, molecular function: glycerol-3-phosphate O-acyltransferase activity. The transcript has 7 exons.